AUGUCCAGUCUCCCUACCACGUUUGACCAGCCAGUUCACAUCGCCGUCAUCGGCGGCACCGGUCUAGCGCAUCUCGAAGGGUACGAGCCCAUCGCCGAGCUCAACCCCAUCACGCCAUGGGGUCCUCCAGCCUCUCCCAUCCGCAUCCUCUCCCACAACGGUGUCAACAUCGCCUUUCUCGCCAGACACGGUCUCCACCACCAGUUCGCGCCGCACGAGGUUCCCAACCGAGCAAACAUCUCGGCCCUUCGUCGCAUUGGCGUACGGUGCGUCAUUGCCUUUUCGGCCGUCGGCUCCCUGCAGGAGGACAUCAAGCCCAUGGACUUUGUGGUCCCAGACCAGGUGAUUGACCGUACCAAGGGCGUUCGGCCGUUCACCUUUUUCGAAAAGGGCGUGGUGGGCCACGUCGGCUUUGCCGAUCCCUUCGAUGCGGGCUUGGCCGCUGUGGUGAAGCGCUGCGCUCAAAGCAUGGAGGGCGACGGCGUUGUUUUGCACGAAAAGGGAACAGUCGUAGUCAUGGAGGGCCCCCAGUUUUCCAGCCGUGCCGAGUCGCACAUGUACCGAUCUUGGGGCGGUUCCGUCAUCAACAUGUCCACCCUCCCAGAGGCCAAGCUGGCGCGCGAGGCGGAGCUGUCCUACCAGGUCAUCGCCAUGGCCACCGACUACGACUGCUGGCACUCCUCGGAGGAUGUCAACGUCGAAAUGGUCAUGAAGCACAUGCAAGCAAACGGACAGAACGCCAGGCGUCUUGUUGGCGCCGUGCUGGACCAGCUCAGCCAGAUUGAACACGGCGACCUGGUCAUGGCCAAGCACUGGGAAGGGUAUGCCCAAGGCGGAUUGAAGUUUAUGACCAAGCCCCAAGGCAGGGACCCCGAGGCCAUGAAGAGAGUGGAGUACCUGUUCCCCGGCAUCUGGCAGUCAUAG
Molecule: messenger RNA, 924 nt
Organism: Ustilaginoidea virens
Lineage: Eukaryota; Fungi; Ascomycota; Sordariomycetes; Hypocreales; Clavicipitaceae
Exons: 3
Coding region: 1-924 (307 amino acids)
Biological process (GO): nucleoside metabolic process
Cellular component (GO): cytosol
Molecular function (GO): S-methyl-5-thioadenosine phosphorylase activity
Source: RefSeq, a predicted model, not a curated record